AUGGAUCUCCACGACGAAGGCGCGUCCGCAUGGGGCGAUGUUCCGUCAUCGACGACACCAACGGCAGAAGUCCCCCAGAUUACCACUACCGACCAGCCCGCCGCCGACGAUGCCCCUGCCGCUGCCGCCCAGCCCGUUGCGCCUGUCUCGACCGCUGCUAAGUCGCCCGGCAGGCCCAAGCCCAACCACCGCCGCAUCGGCCCUACGCGCCUGGAGACUGUCGAAGACCCUCUCGGGCCUCUGGGCGCCUCCGUCGAUUCUCUCGGAGACUCCCAGGUAGAUGAACCCCCUGCACCACCGCAGAAGGAGCUCGCCGCAGGCCGUGGCUCGCGCCCCACGACGGCCACGUCGCAAUCCUCCAUUCGCGGGAUGAUGGAAUCCGUGAAUCUGGACGAAAGCCUCGAGAGCCCGACUAUGGCCGGAGCCAGGGUGCCGCCCCCGGUGCAGCCUCCGAGCAACAAUGGCCCGCCGAGGCAGACGCAACCCAGCGUGAGCGUCGAGCAGGCUGCCAAGCCCACCUUCCACAUCACCGUCGGUGAUCCGCACAAGGUCGGCGAUCUGACAAGCUCUCAUACCGAGUACCAAGUCAGAACUGUGACUACCUCGAAGGCCUACCGGAAUCCUGAAUUUGCCGUCUCCCGCCGCUACCGCGAUUUCCUCUGGCUGUACAACCAGCUCCAUAAUAACAAUCCCGGCGUCGUCGUCCCUCCUCCCCCGGAAAAGCAAGCCGUAGGUCGUUUCGAUGCCGACUUCGUUGAGUCGAGGCGGCAGGCAUUGGAGCGCAUGCUCAACAAAUGCGCUGCGCACCCUAUCUUGCAGCACGAUGGUGAUUUGAAAUUGUUCCUUGAGAGUGAGGCUUUCAAUGUCGAUAUCAAGCACAAGGAACGGAAGGACCCCCUCCUCCAGGAAAACAAGGGCAUGCUGGGUUCCCUCGGCCUGUCUGUGAGCAGCACCGGGAAGUUCAUCGAGCACGAUGACUGGUUCCAUGAUCGCAAGGUCUAUCUUGAUGCACUCGAGUCGCAACUGAAAGCACUUCUUAAAGCCAUCGAUACCGUCGUUGACCAGCGCAAAGGCCUCGCAGCAGCCUGCGGUGAUUUCUCUGCUUCCCUUCACUCUCUUGCUACCGUGGAGCUAUCUCCUGCCCUUUCCGGACCCCUAGACGGCCUUUCGGACCUGCAGCUUCGUAUCCGGGAACUUUAUGAGCGUCAAGCCCAGCAGGAUGUGCUUACUAUUGGCAUCGUCAUCGACGAGUAUAUCCGGCUGGUGGGCUCUGUGAAGAUGGCAUUCCAGCAACGACAGAAGGCUUACCACGCCUGGCAUGCGGCGGAAUCAGAACUACAGAAACGGAAGGCCACUCAGGAGAAGUUGUUGCGCCAAGGUCGAAGCCAGCAGGAUCGUUUGAACCAACUGAGCGCCGACGUGGCGGAUGCCGAGCGGAAAUCCAACCAGGCCCGCUUGUUGUUCGAGGACAUGGGUCGUUUGAUGAGGAAUGAGCUUGACAAGUUCGAGAAGGAGAAGGUUGAGGACUUCAAGAGCGGGGUUGAGACGUAUCUCGAGAGUGCUGUGGAAGCGCAAAAGGAGUUGAUUGAAAUCUGGGAGACCUUUCUCAUGCAGCUCGAUGCAGAAGACGAGGACGCUCCUUUUGGUGCCACCAGCCCGCCGGCUGGUGUCAAGGCUGCGGAUUUGGAGGCGAGCACCAGCAACAUCAGCGACAGACCUCUCACCGCGCAGAGCCAGGAUACCCAACAGAGCAGCGAAGCCGAGAACAACCGGCCCGCUACAGCGGACUCGGAGGAGUGA
Molecule: messenger RNA, 1800 nt
Organism: Lasiodiplodia theobromae
Lineage: Eukaryota; Fungi; Ascomycota; Dothideomycetes; Botryosphaeriales; Botryosphaeriaceae
Product: Sorting nexin 3 protein
Exons: 5
Coding region: 1-1800 (599 amino acids)
Biological process (GO): retrograde transport, endosome to Golgi; protein retention in Golgi apparatus
Cellular component (GO): endosome
Molecular function (GO): phosphatidylinositol binding
Source: RefSeq, a predicted model, not a curated record